This is a messenger RNA of Candida dubliniensis CD36, 2313 nucleotides long. RefSeq names its product FG-nucleoporin (gene NUP159). Lineage: Eukaryota; Fungi; Ascomycota; Pichiomycetes; Serinales; Debaryomycetaceae. The record is from RefSeq and is a predicted model, not a curated record. The transcript has a single exon. Gene Ontology annotation, molecular function: protein binding. The coding region runs from base 1 to 2313 and encodes 770 amino acids.
AUGGCGAUAGAAGAAGAAAUAUCCGAAGAUUUAGGCUUUAAAUUAGAACAUGGCAUCCCACUUUUUGAUCCAUUGGAUUUGCAAAAGUUAGCCGCAAAACACUUGAAAUUGUUGGCUAUACACGAUGAUUUGAUGGUGGCAUCAAAUAGUGAUUGCUUAAAGGUUAUAUCAUUAAAGGAUUUAAACGAGAUAACCACUAUUGAGGGAGAUUUUAGUAUUACCCAAUUGCAUUUUGUUGGAAACGAAUUGUUUGUUCUCGACGACUCGAAAGUAAAGUCGUUGACGGUAGACCAGCUCAAAACUAAAGACUACACUUUUCGUACCAUCAGAGAAGGUUUUGUUGAUAUACUCCCAUCAUCGUCGGGAAUAUUGGCAUUGAACGCCGACAACGAGUUAUACCUCAACUCAGAUAAGAUAGCUUCCAAUGUCUCAGCAUUCUGCUGGACAUCGUCGCUGUACAUUUAUGCUUCAAAAGAUAAGCCUUACGAAAUAAACAACAAAAAAAUCAACGUCAAAGAUGCUGACAAACUUUGUAUUGUUGAAAUGUUCCCAAUAAAUGAAAAGUACUUAUUUGUUGCUUACGAUAAGGUAGAUGCCGAAUUGGAUGACCAUGAUGUUAGGUCGUUUAUUUUGGAAGAGACGGAUAAAUACUAUAUUGCCCACGACGCUGAUAUCGCCCCUGCAUUUGCGUCUGUGGCUAGGGCUGUAACAUAUUACCAUGCACAACUAUUGGAUUGGUAUAAAUCAGAUACGUUUUCCCUCAUCACCUCGUCAGUAGCCAUAGAUUUAGGAAUGUUGGACACCACCAAGGAACAAACUCCAAAGAUAAUUGCCCAGUCUGAAGACAUAAACCGUGCCCAAUUCCCCAUUGAUGAAGAAUCAGGAGAAGAUUGCUCGCCAGUUGGGUUUGGCUUGUCUUUUAACGAACUUACAUCAAAAGUUCUUGAACCGUGUCCUGGUGCUGACGAGGCUACUGGGGUUUUGCCUAGAGUAUACACCUUGCUUCACACAGGUAACUUAAUUUCUUGGUGGGUGUUCCAUAAAUCAGCAAUCCUAAACAAUGAAUUGUCAUUGGAGAAUGCAAUCAAGGCGGCAUCCAAAAAGCAGCCAAGUGAAGUUGCCCAAACGACAAACAAUCCCUUUGGUAACACCCCAUCUAGUGUUUUUAGUGCAAGUAAAUCAGCAUUUGGCCAGGCUGGGUUUGGUAGUUCUGGUUCAGGGAAAGCAAAUCCUGCGUUUGGAACUACAGGAUUUGGUCAAACAGGAUUCGCAAAACCUACAGGAUUUACCCAAUCAACCGGAAGCCCUUUUUCUGGCUUUGCCACUGGUGGGUCAGCAUUUGCGAAACUUGGAUCGGAUGGUACUUCAAUUUUUGGUGGCACCUCAUCUGUUUCCAGCAACGACUUAAAAAAGGAAAGUACCUCCUCGAACAAGGAAAUUACAGAACUUGCCGACGAAAGUGAAAUAUCAUUGCCGGAACUGGAAGAAAGUGACUACAGCGAUGAAGAGGAACAGAUAGAAAACAUAAAUGACACACAAGACAAUGCAGCAACUAUCCCUUCAGAAAGCACAUCUCAAGUGGUACAACCACAAGACAAGGAGAUUGUCCAACCCUCUCUCAAACCAGUACAGUUUUCUGUCUUUAAUGGUUUCACCAGCCCUACCAAGCCAUCUUCUAACGAAAUCGAAAGCAAGAUUAUUAACAUAAUUGAGAAUACAGAAGGUAACUUACAAGUAAUGAAUACCAAUAUAAAACAAUUGGGAGAGUUUAUUGCCCAGCACGAAAAAAUCGACAAGGGCAUAGAUAGUCUCAAAUUUGCCGAGGCAAGAGUCCCACUCCGUGAUACAAUCGAGACUUUACAACGAGAAUUAGUAGACUCAACUAACCUAUCAACAAAAAUCCAAAAAAGUUUUGGUGAAAAGGUCAAACUUGAUCGUCUUUACAGUCAAUUGGCAUUGGCAGCAGAUAAAAACUCUGCCAACAAAGAUGUCCUUAAAUCUCGACCUUUGGAUUUUAAAAAUGACUUGAUGCAAACAAAAUUGCGUGAAAAAUUGAACAACGUGAGAAGCUUAGAAAAGAAAGUGUUGGCGUUGUUGAUGCCAAUAAAGGCAAGAAAUUCCAUGGACGAUCAAACAAUCGAUAACAUUGAAAGAAUUGUAUUUCAAAUCAACGAACAGAUUUUGGAUCACUCAGUAAGUGUUGAUGAUUUGGCAACACGAAUGGGAGAGCUAGACAUUGAAAGCAACAAGAAGGUUGACGUGUUGUCCAGCUGCUCAAAGUUAAAGUUGAGAAAGAAAUUAAGACAAAUGUAG